AUGGAUAUUGUGGGUCAAAGGGCGUUGAAGAAAAAAGUUCGUGAUAUUACCCAUCCAUUCACAUCUUCAAUGUGUCCACCGCCAGUCACAUACAAACCAAAGAGAGGAGUUAAGAAGAGUAGAAAGGGGGAAGAAAGUGAUGUGCAUCGUGAUCCAAGUCAGUGGGAAUAUGUUGAUGCUUUGGAGGGUAGUCAGACUACAAAGAGAUCAUGCACACAACCAAGUGGGAGUCAAUCUUCAACCAUGCAGAUUGGUAAGCAACCUUUUAUCAAUUAUGCAAAAUCCAAAUACUUGUCACAGUUUCCAGCCUUCUUUCAUCCAUACAUCAAUGACAUUGUUGAUGUUGAACCGGAUGGAAAUUGUGAUUUCCGUUGUAUUUCAUCUGCAUUAGGAUGGGGGGAAGAAGCAUGUUAUGAUGUUCGAAGACAACUUCAUACUCAAAUCCAGCAACAUGCAGAUUUUUUUUCCAAGUUGUUCUAUGACACUGUCUCUGAUGUUAGUAAUUCAUUACUCUUAAAACACUUGGGUUUUCAGGGUAAAGAGAAAUGGAUGUCGAUUCCUGAUAUGGGUUACCCUGUUGCUUCUAAAUACAGUGUUGUAUUUGUUUCUCUUUCCAUGAGAAUGAAUAUAACAUUUUUCCCACUUCUCAUAGCUCCACCCCCAUACACGAGUCGACAUACGAUCAUUGUUGUUGGUUUUGUCAACAGUAAUCAUUGGAUUCAGAUAAAGUUGAGACCCGAUUGUCCACUGCCGUCCGUCAUUGAUCGUUGGAGGAAUAAUUGUUCUAAUAAUGCAAAAGGAUGGGAAUCAACAUAUGCGGGUCGGUUUAGACACUGGGAAGCACUGGCAGGAAACUCAGACAUUCAGAAGAAUAUUUCUAUGGAACCAAAAACUGUUGAGAUAUUGUAA
This is a messenger RNA of Vicia villosa (hairy vetch), 909 nucleotides long. RefSeq lists its product as uncharacterized. NCBI's taxonomy places the organism in Eukaryota, Viridiplantae, Streptophyta, Magnoliopsida, Fabales, Fabaceae. The transcript has a single exon. The record is from RefSeq and is a predicted model, not a curated record. Bases 1 to 909 code for a protein of 302 amino acids.